UGGGUAGGACACGACUUGAAAAACAGUUUGUAAGAGUAGCCUCUUUUUUGUACUGAGCCAGUACAAUAAUGUCCCACUUCAAAUGAGGCGAGGCGUACUGAAGCUCGGCAAUACAUUUGAAGUGACGAGUACAAAUAUGACAUUGAGGCGUACAGAAGCUCGACAUUACGUUUGUGUGCACGAGUAGCACCUCCUCUACGCACUAUCAAUCUUGCUGGAUCCAGCAUGCAGGACAGCGCUAUACACGUAAAAGAGAUAGAGAUACAGAUGGAUAGUGCGUAGAGGACUUAAAUAAAAUAUCAUGCCUCGCUCUCUCUCAGUCAGACUUACGAAGAGUGAGUGAGUAACGAGACGCGACUAUCGCGACAUUUAAUGUGAAGUAGUACAUUUUAAAAUAUUGAUCCGCUCUUACAUUUUGACAUCAUGUCCGGGACAAAUGUACCGCCUCUUGUAAGUCCUACUCAACACUAGUUCCUUACUGCGAAGUAAAACAGGCCUCACGAACUUGAUGUCGCCGACGUCCACAUGUGGUCUAGCGCCACCACAGCUUAUCCAUUGCCAAUAAAUUAAAAAAAAUAAAAAAUAAUAAUAAAUAACACACAUACUUAGCGUCAUAGUUUUAGUAAUUGGUUUUAUUUUACGAGAUUUUCGUCACUAAGAUCACUAAGUAGCAAGUUGCGCUAACGUAACGUUUUUCAGUAUGGAAUCGAAUUACUUUAAGGUAGCUGAAGAUCCCGAAUUAUUAUCUAAAUUUAUAGAUAAAUACGUUAAAUUGCAAGUAAUCAAAAAUACAUCAUUUACAGGCUUUGUACACUCUAUUGAUCCCAUAUCAUUCAGUGUUUUAAUCUCUGUGCCUCAAGAAGACCAAUAUCAAACAGUUUUGAUCCCUGGUCAUGCUAUCUUAGGAAUUACCGAAACGGAACCUUCAGCAAAUGCAAAGCCUCCUCAAAGAAAAAGAACCACCUUAGAUGACUCCAUUCAAAUAUCAAGAAAAGAGACAAUUGUGAAGUGGCUGAAAUGGAAUAUGUUACCAGUUACUGAAGAUGGGGACAAAAUAGUUUUUGGAAAUGCGAGUAUUCUACCACCAUACAGUGUAAUGGACAUAUGUACAGAUAAUCCAAUGGUUGCAAUACAAAUGAGAAAAAUUAUUGAGAAUAUGCCACAUGAUUUUGAAUCUAACUGAUUUGAUCUAAUACUGUUAAUACUAUAAUGCUGCCUUGUAAAUAUCCAUUAAGAAUAAAAAGAACUAGUAUUGCUAUCACAGAAAAAACUU
Chilo suppressalis (striped riceborer) is the source of this 1273-nucleotide messenger RNA. NCBI's taxonomy places the organism in Eukaryota, Metazoa, Arthropoda, Insecta, Lepidoptera, Crambidae. The record is from the annotation of a GenBank genome assembly.